AUGGAAGAGAAAAAAGCAGCAAGAACAUUAAGUGAACACCUAUCUCUACCUCGUCCUCCACCUCAUGCUGUAGCUGUAGCCAUUAAUGGAAAGAAGAAGAGCAAAUACUCCGUCCUUUGGGCUCUUGAUAAGUUCAUCCCCGAAGGCUUCUCUGAUUUCAAGUUGCUCUAUGUUCGUCCUCCUGUCACUUACGUCCCUACCCCAAUGGGGAAUGCGAUAUCGAUCACAGAGCUUAGAGAUGAUGUAGUAUCAGCUUACAAACAAGAAGUAGACUGGAACACAAACGAGAUGCUUUGUCCUUACAAGAAAAUGUUCGAAAGGAAAAAGGUGCAAGUAGAGAUCCUGGUGCUGGAAUCACACGAUCCUGCAGCUGCUAUAGCAGAAGAGAUUGCUCGCACUAGAGUCACUAAACUCGUUAUAGGAAUGUCUCUUCUUGGAUUCUUCUCAAGAAAGAUCGAUAUGUCUUCCAUGAUCGCAACCGCGGUUCCAAGAUUCUGCACAGUCUAUGUUGUCUCAAAGGAGAAGCUAGCUUCUGUUCGUCCUUCCGAUUCAGAAGCCAGCACAAGAUUCGAGAGAAGCAGUACCACUAGUGUCUCCACUGAUAGUCAUACAGUCCCUUCUGAGCACUCUGUUUCGGAAGCGCAAUCAAGAUUCUCUCAUUUAUCGGAAAUGAGCAGAAGCACGGUGGUUCAAAUGGAUAGGAGUUCAAGCGAGACGGAGCAGAGCGGUAAUGAAGGGAAGAAGAGUAUCAAUAGCAGUGAGAUAUCUAGUGCAUCGUAUCACGCAAUGAGCUGGACUUCUAAGUGGAGGGAUCUUGAGGACAGGAGAGAGAUCGUGAGCUCGUCUUCGAGCAACAACCACGAGCUGGCCAAUAUGGAUUGGGGAGCAGUGGUUCCUGAGAACUAUUCUUUUGUUUCUCAUCAAGCUUCUAACAUGUCUGAUGGACUCCUCAGUGUCCAUUCCUUGACCGAUAAUCAGGUGGAUAUGAGCUUUGAGAUUGAGAAGCUGAGAGCCAAACUGAAACAUGUUCAGGAGAUGUAUGCCAUGGCUCAAACUGAGACUGUUGAUGCCUCUAAAAAGCUUACUGAGCUAAACCAGCAAAGAUCCGAAGAAUCGGAGAAUCUUGUGGAGCUGAAAGAGAAGGAAGAAGAACUCAUGAUGGAAGAGGCUUUACAUAGAAGAGAAGCCGAGAUCAAAGCAGAACGCGAUGCUAAAGAGAAGGAUAAUCUCCAGGCUUCUCUCGUCUCUCCAGGGAUCCAGUACCAACAUUACUCAUGGGAGGAACUCGCAGCCGCCACUUCUGACUUCUCUGAAGAUCUCAAGAUAGGAGUUGGAGCCUAUGGAACCGUCUACAAAUGCAAUCUGCAUCACACCACCGGUGCUGUCAAGGUCCUUCACGCAGGAGAAACUCAGCUCUCUAAACAGUUUGAUCAAGAGCUUAAUAUAUUGAGCAAGAUCCGUCAUCCUCACCUAGUCCUCCUGCUCGGAGCAUGCCCUGAACGAGGCUGCCUCGUCUAUGAGUACAUGAACAAUGGAAGCUUAGAUGACCGUUUGAUGCUAGUCAACGACACGCCUCCUAUCGCUUGGUUCGAGCGUUUCAGGAUUGCUUUAGAAGUAGCUUCAGCGCUCGUCUUCCUCCACAAAUGCAAGCCUAGACCCAUCAUUCACCGCGACCUCAAACCAGGAAACAUCUUGCUUGAUCACAACUUCGUCAGCAAACUAGGGGACGUUGGUCUCUCCACAAUGGUUAACCAAGACGACGCCGCUUCUAAACUAACGGUCCUCAAGAAAACCAGUCCUGUUGGAACACUAUGUUACAUAGACCCUGAGUAUCAGAGGACAGGGAUCAUCUCACCUAAGUCAGAUGUGUAUUCUCUAGGUGUUGUGAUUCUUCAGCUGAUAACCGCGAAACCCGCGAUAGCCAUUACUCAUAUGGUGGAAGAAGUGAUUGGUGACGAUGCUGAGUUCAUGGAACUGUUGGAUGUGAAAGCUGGAGCUUGGCCUAUUAGUGAGACUCGUGAGUUAGCUGCUUUGGGACUGUGUUGUACGGAGAUGAGACGUAGAGACAGGCCAGACCUCAGAGAUCAGAUCAUACCGGCUUUGGAGCGGCUUUGGAGAGUCGUCGACAAAGCUCAGAACUCGAUCUCCAGAACUCCGUCGUCUGGUCCUCCAUCUCACUUCAUCUGUCCACUUCUCAAGGGAGUGAUGAACCAGCCGUGUGUAGCUGCGGAUGGGUAUACAUACGAUCGUGAAGCCAUAGAAGAGUGGCUGAUAGAGAAGGAUGUGUCUCCGGUGACUAAACUUCCAUUGCCUAACAAGAACCUUCUUGCUAAUUACACUCUUUACUCAGCGAUCAUGGAGUGGAAAUCCAAUAAACAAUAG
Molecule: messenger RNA, 2382 nt
Organism: Raphanus sativus (radish)
Lineage: Eukaryota; Viridiplantae; Streptophyta; Magnoliopsida; Brassicales; Brassicaceae
Product: U-box domain-containing protein 52-like
Exons: 8
Coding region: 1-2382 (793 amino acids)
Biological process (GO): protein phosphorylation; protein ubiquitination
Molecular function (GO): protein kinase activity; ATP binding; ubiquitin-protein transferase activity
Source: RefSeq, a predicted model, not a curated record